Molecule: messenger RNA, 1959 nt
Organism: Vicia faba (fava bean)
Lineage: Eukaryota; Viridiplantae; Streptophyta; Magnoliopsida; Fabales; Fabaceae
Source: the annotation of a GenBank genome assembly
AUGUAUUCCACCGACGCCGCCAUGAAACUUGCUCUUUUUUCUGUUCUUACACUCCUCUCCUUCCAUGCAGUGGUCUCAGUUGCAACAUUGCAUUUUCAACAUCCACUUGACCCUUUAACCAAGGAAGAGUUUCUAGCAGUUCAAACCAUAGUCCGAAAUAAAUACCCCAUCUCAAACAACAAAUUAGCUUUCCACUAUAUUGGCCUAGAUGACCCCGAAAAAGAUAUUGUCUUAAAAUAUGAAACUUACCCAACUCUUGUAACAAUCCCUCGUAAAAUCUUUGUUGUUGCAAUAAUCAAUAGCCAAACUCAUGAGAUAGUAAUUAAUUUAAAGUUGAGAAGCAUUGUCUCUGACAAUGUUUAUAAUGGAUAUGGUUUCCCUGUCUUAUCCAUUGAUGAACAAGAGAUUGUCAAUCAACUUCCAUUGAAAUAUCCUCCUUUCAUUGCCUCAGUUAACAAGAGAGGAUUGAAUCUCUCCGAGAUAGUGUGUUUUAGUUUCACUAUGGGCUGGUUUGGAGAAGAGAAGAAUAGUAGAACUGUGAGACUAGACUGUUUCAUGAAAGAUAAUACUGUGAAUAUCUAUGUGAGACCUAUUACUGGAAUCACAAUAGUUGCUGAUCUUGAUCUUAUAAAAAUAGUUGAGUAUCAUGAUAGAGAUAUUGAAGCAGUGCCAACCGCAGAGAACACAGAAUACCGAGUUUCAAAACAAAGCGCACCAUUUGGACCAAAACAGCAUAGUCUCACCAGUCAUCAACCACAAGGUCCUGGCUUCCAGAUCAACGGCCAUAGUGUUAGCUGGGCCAAUUGGAAGUUUCAUAUAGGAUUUGAUGUACGAGCUGGUAGUGUUAUAUCACUUGCUUCUAUUUAUGAUCUAGAGAAGCACAAGUAUCGUAGUGUUCUAUACAAAGGCUAUAUUUCUGAACUGUUUGUACCUUAUCAAGACCCGACUGAAGAGUUUUACUUUAAGACCUUCUUUGAUUCUGGAGAGUAUGGUUUUGGUCUGUCAACGGUGUCUUUGAUACCCAACCGUGAUUGUCCACCACAUGCACAGUUCAUUGAUACAUACAUUCACUCAGCUGAUGGUACUCCACGCCUCUUAGAGAAUGCAAUAUGUGUUUUCGAACAAUAUGGAAAUAUCAUGUGGCGUCACACUGAAAUUGGAAUUCCUAAUGAAUCCAUUGAAGAAUCUAGAACGGAAGUGAACUUGAUUGUAAGAACCAUAGCGACUGUUGGAAACUAUGACAAUGUUAUAGAUUGGGAGUUUAAAGCAAGUGGCUCCAUCAAGCCAGCGAUAGCACUAUCAGGUAUAAUUGAAAUUAAGGGAACAGAUAUUAAGAACAAGGAUGAGAUUAAGGAAGAUCUACAUGACAACUCGUUUGAGAAGACAAGUUUAAGGACUGUAAGAAUCUCAAAUGGAAGUUCAAAGAGAAAGAGUUAUUGGACAACUGAGACUGAAACUGCUAAGACUGAAUCAGAUGCAAAGAUCACAAUUGGAGUUGCACCAGCUGAACUUGCAAUAGUGAACCCAAACAUUAAAACUGCUAUUGGAAACGAAGUUGGUUAUCGUUUGAUUCCAGCAAUUCCAGCUCAUCCACUUUUAACAGAAGAUGAUUAUCCACAAAUACGUGGUGCUUUUACAAAUUAUAAUGUCUGGGUGACACCAUAUAAUAGAACUGAGAAAUGGGCUGGCGGACUUUAUGUUGAUCAUAGUCGUGGUGAUGAUACUUUGGCUGUUUGGACUAAACAAGAUAGAGAGAUUAUGAACAAGGACAUUGUGAUGUGGCAUGUAGUUGGAAUUCAUCAUGUUCCAGCACAGGAAGAUUUUCCAAUAAUGCCGCUAUUGAGCACUUCAUUUGAGCUGAGACCAACCAACUUCUUUGAGAGGAAUCCAGUUCUUAAAACACUUUCUCCAAGAGAUGUUCCAUGGCCUGGUUGCUCCAAUUUAAACAAGAUAGCUUAA